AUGGCCACCGACACACAGCGCCCGCAGCGUACUGCGGAAGAAGUGGCGGCUUUGUUCAACGAUGAGCAGUUCGUCAAGAGGUACUCUUCGGCGGAGAAGAUGACGGGACACUUCGGCAAGAUCCUUGUCGAGACCGUGUUCGGACAUGUCUCCGACGACGAGAAGCUGGUCGUGCUCGACUCGGCCUGCGGCCCCGGUAUCGUGUCGAAGCACUUGAUGGACCGCCUGGGCGAGCAGGCCAAGGACAACCUCGAGCUCACAUGCGCCGACUACGCCGAAGCAAUGCUCAAGGCGGUGGACCGACGCAUCGAGGCCGAAGGGUGGAAGAACGCGAAGACGGUCCACGCCAACGCCGUCGACACCAAGCUGCCCAGCGAGCACUACACGCACAUCACCAUGAGCUUCGGCCCCUUUGUGUUCUCGGACGCGAAGCAGGGCCUGGACGAGUGCUCUCGCCUGCUGAAACCCGGCGGGACGCUGGCCAUGAAUUCGUGGCAAAGCGUCGGCUGGACCUCAGACAUCCGCGACGCCCUCGCGACCGACCCGAUGCUUCCCCCCGUCCCCAGCGACGCGGAACUCCUCAAGUCCAUUUCAAGCGAUGGGAACUGGGACGACAGAGCGUGGAUUGCCGAUUUCUUGCCUCGAAACGGUUUCGUCGACGUCAAGGUCACACCUAUCCCCCACCAGACCUCGCUGGCUGGCGUGAGCGAGCUAAUGUCCCUCUUCCAAGGGUUCACCAUGCUACUCGUCAGAAAGGACUGGAGCGAUGAGGAGAAGAAGGAUUUCGAGAAGCGCGCCCGGGUCGCCAUUGAGAAGUACAUGAGUGAAAAAUAUGGAGAUGGUGAAAUCAAGUGGGAUUGGGUUGCCCUGAUGACAACGGCAAAGAAACCUGCGUAA
Molecule: messenger RNA, 897 nt
Organism: Exophiala spinifera
Lineage: Eukaryota; Fungi; Ascomycota; Eurotiomycetes; Chaetothyriales; Herpotrichiellaceae
Exons: 1
Coding region: 1-897 (298 amino acids)
Source: RefSeq, a predicted model, not a curated record